UACAAAGAUGUAGCGCAGUGGCAGUUACGUUGGUCUGACAAUGACGACAGGCAGACCAUUGAUGACGUCACAGACCCCUCGGCCGUGCUGAUUGGCAUUCGCUCUCAGUUCCGACUGAGGAAAUGACUCCUUUUAUAGAUGAACGCGGCGCCGCGCUGCGCGCUUCCGCAUUCACACAUAGAAACAGUCAGUCAACCGAAAACGAAGGAGGGGGGGGGCAGCCUCGGCACAGACACCUGGAGCGGGGACAGAGCAGCGGUACCGAUCACCGGAAACCGAUCAGUGAAGCAGCAGCAGCAGUAACAGCAGCAGCAGCAGGAUGGGGAACCUGCUCAAAGUUCUGACCAAAGACAUCGACAACAAUGGAGGAAACUUUUUCCUGGACUUUGAAAAUGCUCAACCUUCGCCCUCAGAAACAGAGGUGUGGGAGAGCGUGAACCAGGUUCUGACAGAGGCCCGAGAAGUUCUGGACGAGUUGCAGGCGUACACUGGAGCAGGAGAGGACAUUCGACAGGCCAUCCAGAGUCCAGGGGUGGAGCGUGUUCAGGAGAAGGCGUGGUCAGCUGUCGUCCCCCUCGUCUCUAAACUCAAAACCUUUUACGAAUUUUCUGUGAAGCUCGAGUCCAGUCUGCGCUGCCUCCUGGUGGUCCUCACCUGCUCCAGCAGCAGUUCAAGUCCCACUCAGCAGCUGGAGCAGAAACAGGCGCUGGCCCGACAGUUCGCUCACAUCCUGCACUUCACGCUACGAUUCGACGAGCUCAAGAUGACCAACCCUGCCAUUCAGAAUGACUUCAGUUACUACAGACGCACCAUCAGCCGCAUGAAGAUCAACAAGCUGAAUGCGACUGAAGCGGGUGAUGUAAAUAAUGAGUUGGCCAAUCGGAUGUCUUUGUUUUAUGCCUGUGCCACGCCCAUGCUGAAGACGCUAAGUGAUGCGACAUCAAAGUUUGUGUCAGAUAACCCGGAGCUUCCUGUUGAAAACACCACCGACUGCCUCAGCACCAUGGCCAGCGUCUGUAAGGUGAUGCUGGAAACACCGGAGUACCGCAGUCGUUUCCAUAGCGAUGAAACCGUCCUGUUUUGUCUGCGUGUGAUGGUCGGCGUCAUCAUCCUCUACGAUCACGUUCAUCCAGCGGGAGCCUUUGUCAAGACAUCCAACAUAGACAUGAAGGGCUGCAUCAGAGUUCUGAAGGAGCAGCCGGCGAGCAGCGUGGAGGGAUUACUCAACGCACUCAGGUCUGUCCCAGGUUUUUACUCAUCCAACACAAGGAGUCCAACUGUUAACUGUCAUUUAUACUGCCCCCUGCAGGUACACCACCAAACAUCUAAACGAUGAAACCACCUCCAAGCAAAUCAAAAAUAUGUUACUGUCCAAUUAACCACCCCCCCAAACCCCCCCGACAUCAGGAGACGUACAGAUGAGCCGACGACUGAACAAAGACUUAAGCUAACGCUUCCUUACGUCUUCAGUUUUACGUUUCUUAACUGUCAGUUGUGAAAUAAUGUUGGUUAAAAAAAUGACUGAAAAUAACAAUUGUUGUUUUAAUUGUUGAGUUAAAGUCACUCUUCCAAACCAGAGUUCAUGGUGUGGGAGGCUGAUAGGGUGAUGGUAGAGGCGUGUAGCUAAUAAAAAAAUCUCUCGCUGUGUUUCAGCUUUUUAACCUUUUCUCAGGUGAUUUUGUUUUUUACUUUUUCUUUUUUAACAUUUAUGUGUUAGUGCUGGAACCACUGAUAUGGACUUGGAACGAAUGGACACGGUGACAGUGAACUGUUAUCAAUGACAUUUAUUAAAUGUGUUGUGUUUAAUAAAGAGCCAAAAAUCUACUCAACAAAACUGUCAUUAACUCAACGAGUUAGGUUUCAAUAAAAAUUGAAUUAAUGUCAGUUUUUACCUCACAACUAGAGGGCAGACUCCUGCACUCGUGUUCUGAUAUAUAAUCUGAUUUUAUUUCGUUUUAAAACCAACUUUGUAACUUGGUUGUUGAGUUGAAAAUAAAUAUUUUUAAAUAA
Molecule: messenger RNA, 2010 nt
Organism: Cynoglossus semilaevis (tongue sole)
Lineage: Eukaryota; Metazoa; Chordata; Actinopteri; Pleuronectiformes; Cynoglossidae
Product: protein FAM49B
Exons: 10
Coding region: 320-1336 (338 amino acids)
Biological process (GO): regulation of actin filament polymerization
Molecular function (GO): small GTPase binding
Source: RefSeq, a predicted model, not a curated record